This is a messenger RNA of Lasiodiplodia theobromae, 999 nucleotides long. RefSeq names its product ATP-dependent rna helicase suv3. NCBI's taxonomy places the organism in Eukaryota, Fungi, Ascomycota, Dothideomycetes, Botryosphaeriales, Botryosphaeriaceae. Gene Ontology annotation, molecular function: inositol phosphoceramide synthase regulator activity. The record is from RefSeq and is a predicted model, not a curated record. The transcript has 2 exons. Gene Ontology annotation, cellular component: inositol phosphoceramide synthase complex; Golgi membrane. Bases 1 to 999 code for a protein of 332 amino acids. Gene Ontology annotation, biological process: inositol phosphoceramide metabolic process.
AUGGCCGGCUCCUCGCUGCUGGAGAUGCCUCGUCCUUCCACUUUCCUCUACGCCAUGUCGCUGCGCACCGGCGUCGAGCUCGUCGUCCUGACGAUCCUGGUCAACAAAAUCACCGGCUUCUACGGCAUCCUGGCUCUCGCGACCGGCUAUCACGUUUCGCCGCUACAACUGUCGAUGUACAUUUACUCCAUCAUCGCCCUCUUCCUCACCGUUUACUUGGCCCGGUACAUCCGCAAGCAGGACCCGCUGCGCUGCCUCGCACUCGCCUGGUUCUACGCCAUCGACACUGUGAUCAACGCCGCCUACACCGCCGCCUUUGGAAUCGCCUGGUUCCUGGUGCUGGCGCAGCACCCACACGGGAGCAAGCCCGAUGGGUCGGGCGGCAAGAUGAUCGGCGACACGUCCGGUUUCACUGACCCGAAGUAUAACGUCAGCCAGGUCGACGUCGUGGCCAAACCAGCGGGUGGGCUGACGUCGGGCCAGGAGGCCGUCGCGGUCGGCUCGGGCGACGGCGGCUUCCCGGCGGCUGGCCUAGGUAGCGCUGUAUUCCAGAGCGGCAGCGUCAUGAGCAUCACCAUCAUUUCUGCGCUCUGGGCUGUCCGCCUCUACUUUGUCGUCAUAAUGCUCGCAUACGCCCGUAACGUCCUGCGCCAGCACAUCAUGGCGACCUCGGCCUCGCAGUACACGCUGCACACCGGCAACCCGUCCGACGAGCUUGCCGAGAACCCGUUUGCCGAGCACCGCGAAGAGGGCCAGGGCUGGCAGGGCAAGCUGGGCCGCGCCAUGGUCUCGGUCGGCCGCGAGUACUGGCUCGGCCGCGACGAGGACGGCGAGUGGAUGCGCGGCAUGGGCGGCAAGUUCAGGAAGAGCACCAACCUGCAGCCUGCGCCGGGUGUGGGCGAGAGGGAGCGCAGGAGAAGGAGUGGCACCGGUCCGCCAGCCCCUCCGCCUCAGUUGCCUCGCCCGGUUAGCCUCGAGUCGAUUCGCGAUGCUCAUUGA